AUGGAGGAGGCGAAACCGAAAAAGACCUUGACCGGCAGUAGCAGCAGAGAGUCAUUGAAAACCAAGAAUCCAUUUAGCCGUGUGCUCAACGACGAAAACGAUGGCAAAAGCAAGACAGGAUUGUCAAUGAGGAAGUCUUGGUCCACGGACUCGCUUGGUCUCCUCGGUAGCAGCAACCCUUUGGGGAAGACAUGCAUAUGUGCUCCAACAAAGCAUGAAGGGUCCUUCCGUUGUAGGCUUCACCGUACAUCGGCCACAAGCCAAGGUGGUGCAGGUACUAUGCCACUUAAUCUCCCUAAGCCCUUGCUUCCUUCUAGUCGUUUCAAUGACUACUAG
Molecule: messenger RNA, 336 nt
Organism: Eruca vesicaria subsp. sativa (arugula)
Lineage: Eukaryota; Viridiplantae; Streptophyta; Magnoliopsida; Brassicales; Brassicaceae
Source: the annotation of a GenBank genome assembly